AUGAUGAAAGUGAAUACAAUUUGCAGCAUCCUAUGUCAUAUAAGGUUCAUUGUAUUGAAGAAACUGCAAAAAUGUGAUCUUGCUCUCAGAAGGCCUUUGAAAAGCCUAUGUGACUCAAAUUGUGAUCUUUCAGAAGAAGAAUGGCAGGUUCCUUUUGAUGUUCCAGACGAGCACUUAGCAGUCUAUGCAGGUAAUGAGAGGAGAAGGUUUGUUGUAAAGGUAUGUUACUUAAAUCAUCCCCUGUUCAGACUCUUGCUGGAUAAGGCUGAGCAGGAAUUUGGGUUUGAUCAAAAGGGAGGACUUUCCCUACCUCGUGAUCCAAAAGUCAUUCAGGGUCUUCUGCUUCUGCUACAAAAAAAAGAAAACUCUUUAACUGCUUCUGAAAUGGAGUUUGAGAGGCUUUUACUAUCCUGA
This is a messenger RNA of Cryptomeria japonica (Japanese cedar), 414 nucleotides long. RefSeq names its product auxin-responsive protein SAUR50-like. NCBI's taxonomy places the organism in Eukaryota, Viridiplantae, Streptophyta, Pinopsida, Cupressales, Cupressaceae. The transcript has a single exon. The record is from RefSeq and is a predicted model, not a curated record. Bases 1 to 414 code for a protein of 137 amino acids. Gene Ontology annotation, biological process: response to auxin.